AUGCAGGACGGCUGGAGGGACGGCAACGUUGUGGAGGAGUUGCGCCCCGAGGAGAUGAUCUACUUGUUGCCGAAGGGUCGACCUGCCCGUGGCCCCCCGACGAAAGUCAGCUUCGAGGGGCGCAUCGUUCCUGGGGCGACGACUUGCUGGAUGUCUUUCCCUGCGAAGUACGCAGCCUGCUGGGAUAUGUUGACCUGCGAGUCGCCACAAGAUUCCGUGGCCUGCAUCUUCCAAGCCCACGAGGACAAUGGAGUUUCGCAGAUAUCGCCAGGUCUAGGUGAUGACAAGCUGGAGCCAGAUCCCGGUGGCGGAGAGCAGAGCAAGUGGCUCGAGAAGGUUCAGGAGGCUCUCAAGUACGGUCAACGCUUGAAAGUGGCUCUCCCUCCCGGGCAGCUGGGCGCGACCCAGGAGAUGGAGAUGGCAAAGGCCAAGGAGAUGGGCUGGAGUUACGAAGAGGUGGAUGUCUUCGACGUGCUGGAAGAGCAGUUUGAGAAAGGCCACCUGGUCGACGCCUGGUGCGAGGCCACAAAAUCCUGGAGGAGAGGCACGGUCGAGAGGCAGGAUCUUGUGGACACCGAGCAGGGGGACGGUUCCGAUGACACCGUGGUGCGAUGGACACUGCGAUGCCAGAUCACAAAGCAGACUUUCGACGCCUUUUGCAUCUGCAGUACACUUGCGACCAUGAAGGCCAUGCUGGAUCAUGUCGGUCGGCACCUCAGGAGCUCUCGGAGACAGCACGCGUGUGGAGCCACAGGUGAUGUGAAGCUGCGAGGGAUCCUCAUGGAGUGCCUUCCGCACGUCGAUGUGCUCGACAUCGGCACCCAUCGGCUUCGCCCAGAUCUUGUGGCCCUGAGAGGCAAGCUGCGCAUCAAGUCCAUCGGUACCCUGCACAAACUCAGAAAUCGAAUCCUCAAUGACGACCUCGAGCGAGACAUCAACAGGCACCUGGCAGAUCCCCGCUGGGAGGUGGAAGUCAGCAAAUCCCACUUUCUGGAGAUGUACGACGGUAGCCUCCGAGCGCUCGACAAGCUGACGUGUCACCAGAGAGAGCGUCUUAGUGUUAUCAGAGGCUCGGACAUGGUGCACUUGUUUGCUCCUGCCGGUGCCGGCAAGACCUUCGUGGCGGUCGAGCGAGUGAUCGAUGCUCUGAAUCCUGGGGCUGAUGAGCCAACUCCUCGCGUCCUCUAUGUAGCCGCUACCGUCGAGCUGAUCUACUACUUCGUCCAGUGGCUGGCCGUACGCAUCCG
Molecule: messenger RNA, 1247 nt
Organism: Symbiodinium necroappetens
Lineage: Eukaryota; Dinophyceae; Suessiales; Symbiodiniaceae
Source: the annotation of a GenBank genome assembly